Molecule: messenger RNA, 2544 nt
Organism: Zingiber officinale
Lineage: Eukaryota; Viridiplantae; Streptophyta; Magnoliopsida; Zingiberales; Zingiberaceae
Product: microtubule-associated protein 70-1-like
Exons: 11
Coding region: 278-2146 (622 amino acids)
Biological process (GO): cytoskeleton organization
Molecular function (GO): microtubule binding
Source: RefSeq, a predicted model, not a curated record
UUCGCUUAGUACAGUUGUGGCAAUUCAGUGUUGCUUUCACUGUAUCCUACUAAAUACACCCCAAAUCACGCAUUACUUCGGGUCGAGGGCGAUUGGUGGAAGAUAACAGAACUAGGGUUCCUUUCCACCGCGAUCGAAGCUCUCGGAAUAUCUCUUGGUCGAGAAGGAAGCGGAGGAAGAGCCCUAGUUCCUUGGAUCGGCAUUGAGAUCGCAUGCCCAUUUUUUCCUUUAUUUCUUCUUGAACUGGGUUUUUGAAUGUGAGACAAUCAGAUCCAGGAUGUCAGAUCUGUACGACGACGAUGGGGAGAGGAUCUAUGUGGGCGCUGUCGGGGCGAAUGCCCCGCCGCAGACGGCGUCGGUUCUGACGGCGUCUGCGUCAUUCAAGGGUGAAGGGAGGGCAUCAUCUGCUUUGAGGCGUAGGGCUUCAAUGAAGCCCAACUUGGACAUGGAGGAGUUCUUUAAUCUUCUCCAUGGCUCAGAUCCGGUGAAAGUCGAACUCAAUAGGCUCGAGAAUGAAUUGAGAGACAAAGAUCGAGAGUUGUCCGAAGCACAGGCAGAGAUCAAGGCUCUACGGCUGUCUGAACGUGCUAGAGAGAAGGCCGUGGAAGAGCUAACAGAUGAAUUGAACAAGAUGGACGAGAAGCUCAAGCUAACUGAAUCACUUCUAGAAAACAGAAAUCUUGAAAUUAAGAAGAUAAAUGAUGAAAAGAGAGCAGCAUUGGCUGCUCAGUUUGCUGCCGAGGCAACUCUUAGAAGGGUCCAUGCAGCUCAAAAAGAUGAUGAUAUGCCUCCUAUUGAAGCGAUUCUUGCACCCCUUGAGGCAGAAUUGAGGAUAGCACGACAAGAGAUUGCAAAGUUACAGGAUGACAACAGGGCAUUAGAUCGACUCACUAAAUCAAAAGAAGCUGCAUUAUUGGAAGCAGAAAGGACUGUUCAAAUUGCUUUAGCCAAGGCUGCCAUGGUAGAUGACCUUCAAAACAAGAAUCAGGAGUUAAUGAAACAGAUUGAGAUAUGUCAGGAGGAGAACAAGAUUAUGGAUAAAAUGCAUCGACAGAAGGUUGCAGAGGUUGAAAAGCUUGGCCAAACAGUGCGAGAACUAGAGGAGGCUGUUCUUGCUGGUGGUGCAACGGCAAAUGCUGUUAGAGAUUACCAACGGAAAGUUCUGGAAAUGAGUGAAGAAAUGAAAACACUUGACCGGGAACUCUCUCGGGCAAAGGUUUCAGCUAAUAGGGUUGCUGUGGUAGUGGCCAAUGAUUGGAAGGAUGCUAGUGACAAAGUAAUGCCUGUUAAACAAUGGCUCGAGGAGCGUAGAUUCAUGCAGGGAGAAAUGCAGCAACUUCGAGAUAAGUUUGCUAUAGCAGAACGGACUGCAAGAUCUGAAGCUCAAUUGAAAGAGAAGUUCCAAUUGAGGCUUAAGGUUCUGGAAGAGGGAUUGAGAAUGUCAGGGAAUGGUACAGUUCGUGCCAGCGUAGAGGGGAAGAGUGUAAGUAAUGGUCCUUUACGUCGCCAAUCCCUUGGUGGAGCUGAGAAUAAUCCAAAGAGUGUUAACGGCUUCCUAUCUAAGAGACCAUCUUUUCAGAUGAGAUCUUCUGUUUCUAGUAGCAUGGUACUGAAACAUGCCAAAGGGGCAUCAAAGUCAUUUGAUGGUGGGACAAGAUCAUUGGAGCGUAGCAAAGCCAUUGGGAAUGGAACAAGAGUGUCUCUAAAUAGAUCGUCUGAUGCAACUGGAGAUACUCUCUCACCUGAUAGGUGGAAGGAAACCCCAUCUGAGAAAACCUGUGAGCUUACUAAUGCUGAGUCAGAAGAUUGUGUCUCCGGACUAUUGUAUGAUAUGUUACAGAAGGAAGUAAUUACAUUAAGGAAAGCAUGCUACGAGAAGGACCAAAGCUUAAAGGACAAGGACGACGCCAUUGAGAUGCUGGCCAAGAAAGUUGAUACAUUGACUAAAGCAAUGGAAGUGGAGGCAAAAAAGAUGAGGAGGGAAGUAGCUGCAAUGGAGAAAGAGGUGGCUGCUAUGCGGGUGGAAAAAGAACAGGAUAACAAGUCAAAACGGCUUGGUGUUGGUGGUACCAAGGGUCCAUCUGCAAGCUCUCAAAUGCUGCCUGGAAGGACUGUCCCAAGAAGUGGAUUGAUGCGCAAUCUUUGACAACGAAAUACAAGGUCGUAAAGUAUCUAGAAGAGAUUCUGCAUCAGGCUACUUCGUCCAUGGUAAAUUUCCCUCCUUAUCUACUUUGUUUCCUUUUAGACUGAACCCAGCACCAGACGACCUUGCUUCAAUGUUAGGGAGCUGCCUACUGAAUGAGCUCUAUUUGCAGCUGACUUUAUCUAUGGUUAGCUUUUGCCAGUGAUGCUUGGGUUUAUUGUUUGCUAACUCCAUGACCUGUUAUUUUGGGGGGACAAUAUGCCUUAUUUGUUUGUAUAGCCUGGUGUGUCCUCGUUAUUUGGCGUUUUGCAAGAUGCCAAAGUAUUGUAAUCUCUUAUGUUUUUCACUUCUUUUCGAGGGAUGCCAACGUGGUACUUUUGGAUGUGUGUCAUGCAUUCUCA